CUAAAAAGGGGUUAAAAUUAUAAUUUGGAUUUUAAGCCCAACUUUUAUGUCAUCUUGUAGGAAAUAUUUUUGUGAUCGCGUCGGUUCAGACGGCUCGCGAAUCGGAGUUAUGGAACUCAAGUUAUGACCAUUUAAUCAGGACAUAGCAUGCAUCUUCAUCACAUUUAUCAUAGGUGUCCGUUGUCCGUGCAAGGGAAGCAGUUCCCUGCAGAUUUGAUAGAGCUACCACACAAGGAGUUUGACAUUAUCCUUGGUAUGGAUUGGCUCACCGAGCAUAGAGCAGUGGUCGACUGCAGUUGUCGGACCGUACGGCUGAGAGCCGAGGAUGGUAGCGACGUAUCACUCUCCAGGGAGGUGUUCCCCAAGGCUCCCGAGUUCAUAUCGUCCUUGAGCGCGAGGCGCUUGAUUCGCAAGAAGUGCGAGAUGUUCCUGUGUCACGUUCAGGAUAUGCGAAAAGAAUCACCACGUCAGCAGGACAUUCGUACGGUUUGCGACUUCCCCGAUGUCUUUCCCGAAGACCUACCUGGUUUGCCUCCGCCGAGAGAGGUAGAGUUCUCGAUCAAUCUCAUUCCGGGUCCAGCGCCGCCGACCACGGUUCCCAGUCUUCGAGCCGCGGUCGUCGCCGUCCAACUGGAGCAGCCAGCCGCCGGCGUCGCCGCUCAUCGCCGCCGUCGAUUGCAGCGCCGCCGAGUUGCAGCGCCGCCGCUGUUUCCUUCGCCAGUAGCCGCUGCCAUCAUCGCCGACGGGUGUAGCGCCGCCACGCCAAACGGAGGACGUCGCCAAACGCCGGACGUCGCUGUUUCGCCCUCGCCGGAAUCGAGAGCCGCCGUCGCCCGAGCUUCCAGUCGGUCGCCGAGCCUCGAGCCGCUGUCGCCCUUUGCACAGUGGCCAUCCGCCGCCGUCGAUUGCAGCACCGCCAGUUGCUGCUCAUCGCCGUCAAGCUGCCGCUACGCCACUGUCGCCGGCGUCCGUCACCGUCGCCGCAUCCGGCCGCUGCCCCGAGUUGAUAUCGCCGGCAGAUUAACUUCCACGCCGGAUUGACUGGUCGAUUUCGUAUUUUGACUCGAUUUGACCCGUUCGGUUGAUUUCGUUGACUUGUCUUCCGUUCGAGCUAUCAAUUCGAUUUCGGCGUAAUCCAGGUCCGUACUAUGAAGUUAAUAGCAUUUAGAAUAGAUUUAAUGGUUUGGA
Cuscuta campestris is the source of this 1188-nucleotide messenger RNA. Lineage: Eukaryota; Viridiplantae; Streptophyta; Magnoliopsida; Solanales; Convolvulaceae. The record is from the annotation of a GenBank genome assembly.